Bacillus rossius redtenbacheri is the source of this 2076-nucleotide messenger RNA. RefSeq names its product ero1-like protein. Gene Ontology annotation, biological process: protein folding in endoplasmic reticulum. Lineage: Eukaryota; Metazoa; Arthropoda; Insecta; Phasmatodea; Bacillidae. The record is from RefSeq and is a predicted model, not a curated record. The transcript has 11 exons. Gene Ontology annotation, cellular component: endoplasmic reticulum; endoplasmic reticulum membrane. Gene Ontology annotation, molecular function: protein-disulfide reductase activity; thiol oxidase activity; FAD binding. Bases 308 to 1726 code for a protein of 472 amino acids.
AGCCUUAGUCGUUUCCCGCCAGGCUGCUAGCCAGCCCACCUCACUUCCCCCUCCCCAGAGCGCAGUCUCUGACGAGAGUACGUGUCUGGACGCGCGCACACGAGGGCAGUGUGUCAUCUGCGAGGAAUAUGACGGGUGUGAGGUGUGACUGUGGCGUGGCGAUGGCUUCCCGGAAGCAGUGACCGGAUGUGAUAACUGUUUCUCCUCUCUUUACGUUCGUUCUUCGGUUUUAACCUCAUCUCACCGUUCGAGCUGAUACCAACAACACGCGACUUCGCGCUACUGGUGUCAUAUUUUCAUCAAAAUAAUGCUUACCAUUAAUACGAAUUUUUAUAACAAUUGCAGCAUGUGGCUGUUGGUAUUUUUAAUUUCUGCUGUAUUUCCGUUCUUGUCUUCUGAACCGAAAGUGGGUGAUCACUGUUACUGCAAGCUGAAAGGGAGGAUAGACGACUGUGGUUGCAGCGUGGACACAGUAGACCACUUCAACAACAUCAAGGUGUACCCAAGGUUACACAGUCUACUCAACAAAAAUUACUUCAGGUUUUUCAAAGUGAACUUGAAGCAGGAGUGUCCUUUCUGGCCUGAUGACAGUCGCUGUACCAUCCGCUACUGCCACGUGGAACCUUGUGUCGAGGAAAAUAUUCCACUAGGUCUGAAAGGCGUUCCUUCAAAGAAUGCUGCAGUCACAGAAGAUAUGAGUUUUAAGUACUCGCAAGCAGGACAGAACGUUGUGUGUGAUCAAGAGUUGAACAAGGAGCUAGGUUAUCUCAACACCACCAUCAGCACGGACGCGCACACGGAGUUCGCGCGCUGGCAGGCGCACGACGACGCCAGGGACAGCUUCUGCCACGGCGAGGACGACCUCGAGGGGGCGGAGUACGUGGACCUGCUGCUCAACCCGGAGCGCUACACGGGCUACCGCGGCGAGCCCGCGCACCGCGUCUGGCACAGCAUCUACAUGGAGAACUGCUUCCGGCCGCAGCACGCCCACCGAGCCUACAUAGAGUCGUCCGCACUCAGCGGCAUGUGUUUAGAGAAAAGAGUAUUCUACCGCACGAUAUCUGGUCUUCACACAAGUAUUACUAUUCAUGCAUUGUCCAAAUACCUUCAGUCUGACGAGACCUCCCUGCUCGGCAGCCCGGGCGGAAAGUGGGGUCCCAACUUGGAAGAGUUCCGUCGCAGGUUCAAUCCGGAGCUCACCGACGGAGAAGGUCCCUCUUGGCUCAGGAACCUGUACUUCGUCUACUUGCUGGAGCUCAGGGCCCUGGCGAAGGCCGCCCCCUACUUGGAGCGGGAGGAGUACUACACCGGCAGCGAACAAGAGGACGAAGAGGUGCGGCUCGCAGUCAACAACUUCCUCUCCGUUGUGAGGUCGUUUCCUGACCACUUCGACGAGAGCUCGAUGUUCUCUGGCGGCCAGCAGGCGCGCGAGCUCAAGGAGGAGUUCCGCCAGCACUUCCGGAACAUAUCGCGCAUCAUGGACUGUGUCGGCUGCGACAAGUGCAGGCUCUGGGGCAAGUUGCAGAUCCAAGGCUUGGGCACUGCGCUGAAGAUUUUGUUUUCUGGUAAGUUUGACUCCAUGGGUCCUUUUGGAAGUGAUCUCAGCGACGUCUCCAGGAACAAGUUCCAACUCAAGAGAAGUGAAAUAGUGGCUCUCUUCAACGCUUUUGGAAGGUUGUCUACAAGUAUAGUCGAGCUGGAGAAAUUCCGCAAGAUGAUGAGGUAGCCAGACGAGCAAGACGUGCAUCUCGAACUGUCAACUCAGAAACUAUACAUCACAUUGCAACCAAAAAUAAAUGCACCUUUCGUCCACUUGUGUUAGUGAGAUGGGGGCAGGCCUGUCCUUGAUGGAUGGUCAGCAGUUCCUAAGACUGAUAUGUACUUCUAUCUUUGUGUACUUCCUGGAGUUAGUAGGUCCUGGCCACAAGACAGCGUGUUCGUUAUAAAAUUGCGGACAUUAUGGAAUUGACACGCCACUUGUAUUAUUGUGCGGAUGUUUUCUUCUGUAAAUAUUAAAAUGAAUUAUAUAUUUAGUUUGUACGAAUAAAAAUUCAAUUUUGAAUACAAAAAAAAAAU